AUGGCCAACGGACAGACCGCACCGAAAGAAACUCCGGAGCAACUCUACGAAGCAGCUUUGAAUCUCGUAGAGCAAGGCCAGCCCGAGGAUGCACUGAAAAAGGCAAAAAAGCUGCUGGCGCAGGUCCAGGACGGCGGGGCUGCUCAAUCCCUGCCUGCGCUCACUCUGCUCGGCGAGAUCAGUGUCGAAAUGGGUGUCAUUGACUCUGCGAGAGGCUACUUUGAGCAAGCGGCUACUCUCGAUCCAAGCGGUGCCAUCCCGGAGGCCAUGGGAGGUGGUGCAGAGAAGUUCUUGUGGCUGGCUCAACUGUCUGAGGAAGGUGGCAAGGAGAGUGUUCAAUGGUUCGAGAAGGGUGUUGCGGCACUGCAAGCCGAGAUCACUGCGCUUGAGACUGGCGAGCACAAACAGAGUCUGGACGAAGAGACCCUCCUUCUCAUGCGCAUGGAAAAGAAGCGAAAGCUGGCCAAUGCGUUGUGCAGCAUAGUGGAAGUCUACAUGACGGACCUGUCAUGGGAAGAUGACGCUGAGGCUCGAUGCGAGAAUCUGAUCACUGAAGCUGUCUCUAUCGAAGAUGAAACCAGUCCGGAAGUCCUGCAGACCCUGGCUUCGGUCCGACUCUCGCAAGAAAGAACACCGGAUGCCCAAGCUGCCUUGAAACGAUCCAUCGAUGCCUGGUCUGGUCUCGACCCUGAAGAUCCAGCGAUACCCGAUUUUGCCAUCAGAAUCUCGCUUUCUAGGCUACUUAUGGAGGCAAAAAUGGAAGACGAGGCGAUGAAAGUGCUGAACAGGCUGGUGCUGGAGGAUGAUCAAAGUGUUGAAGCCUGGUACCUAGGCGGGUGGUGUCAGCAUUUGAUCGCGCAGCGAGAGCAGUUGAGCAAGGAGGGUACGGCCGGUGACUCCGGACUGGAAGAGGACGUUGAGGCCGCAAUGAAAGGCAGUCGCCACUGGCUGAACACGUCGAUCAAGCUCUACGACUUGUUGGACUAUGAGGAUGAGCGCUUGCUGGAGCAUGCUAAAGAACUGGUGGGGGAGAUAGACAAGAUACUGGGUCCGGAGGACGAGCAAGCUGAUGGAGGAGAGGAAGAGUACGACGAAUGGGAAGGCAUCGAGGAGGACGAAGAAGUGGACGAGGAGAUGAAGGAUGGAUGCCAAAGGGUUCCUGACAACUAA
Saxophila tyrrhenica is the source of this 1170-nucleotide messenger RNA. RefSeq lists its product as uncharacterized. NCBI's taxonomy places the organism in Eukaryota, Fungi, Ascomycota, Dothideomycetes, Mycosphaerellales, Extremaceae. The coding region runs from base 1 to 1170 and encodes 389 amino acids. The transcript is spliced from 2 exons. Gene Ontology annotation, molecular function: protein binding. The record is from RefSeq and is a predicted model, not a curated record.